Messenger RNA from Loa loa (African eye worm), 3217 nucleotides. Its product is annotated as elongation factor 2. Gene Ontology annotation, molecular function: GTP binding; ribosome binding; GTPase activity. Gene Ontology annotation, biological process: translational elongation. The transcript is spliced from 14 exons. Bases 99 to 2657 code for a protein of 852 amino acids. Lineage: Eukaryota; Metazoa; Nematoda; Chromadorea; Rhabditida; Onchocercidae. The record is from RefSeq and is a predicted model, not a curated record. Gene Ontology annotation, cellular component: ribonucleoprotein complex; cytosol.
UUUGUUGCUUGCAUUUGGUAUUGCGUGAGAAUUGGCGUGAUCGGUUGGUUGAGAGUGGUUGCAUUUGUUCGUAACUGAAGCAGGAACAUCCUAUCAUAAUGGUGAACUUUACGAUCGAGGAAAUUCGUGGUAUAAUGGACCACAAAAAAAAUAUUCGGAAUAUGUCCGUUAUUGCUCACGUCGAUCAUGGUAAAUCAACGCUAACGGAUUCUCUGGUGUCCAAAGCGGGUAUUAUAGCGGGAGCAAAAGCGGGCGAAACACGUUUUACGGAUACGCGUAAGGAUGAGCAGGAACGCUGCAUUACAAUUAAGUCAACCGCAAUUUCCCUUUUCUUCGAGUUGGAGGCAAGAGAUCUUGCUUUCAUUAAAGGCGAAAAUCAGGUGGAGGUUAAUGUCGUUAACGGCGAGCAAAAGAAACUUCCUGGUUUUUUGAUCAACUUGAUCGAUUCUCCUGGCCACGUCGAUUUUUCCAGCGAAGUAACUGCUGCACUGCGUGUCACUGAUGGAGCCUUGGUUGUCGUCGAUUGCGUUUCCGGUGUCUGUGUGCAAACGGAAACAGUUUUACGGCAAGCUAUUGCUGAACGUAUUAAGCCUGUUCUGUUCAUGAACAAGAUGGACCGUGCUCUACUGGAGCUGCAGCUUGGUGCUGAAGAGCUCUACCAGACAUUUCAGCGUAUUGUGGAGAAUAUUAACGUUAUUAUUGCUACAUAUGGUGAUGAUGAUGGACCAAUGGGACCAAUCAUGGUUGAUCCAGCUGUUGGUAACGUUGGUUUUGGUUCAGGUUUACAUGGUUGGGCCUUCACGUUAAAGCAGUUCGCUGAAAUCUACGCUGAAAAAUUUGGAGUUCAGGUUGAAAAGCUCAUGCGUAAUCUUUGGGGUGAUCGUUUCUUUAACAUGAAGACCAAGAAGUGGACAUCAACGCAAGAUGCUGAUAGCAAGCGUGGUUUUGUGCAGUUCGUACUUGAUCCGAUCUUCAAAGUGUUUGAUGCUGUAAUGAAUAUCAAAAAAGAAGAAACGGCAAAAUUGAUUGAAAAACUUGGUAUCAAGCUUAGCAACGAUGAGAAAGAUCUAGAGGGGAAACCGUUGAUGAAGGUUAUGAUGCGUCAGUGGUUGCCAGCUGGCGAUACGAUGCUUCAGAUGAUUUGCAUGCAUUUGCCUUCACCCGUUACCGCUCAAAAAUAUCGAAUGGAAAUGUUGUAUGAGGGACCACAUGACGAUGAAGCUGCUAUUGCGAUAAGGAAUUGUGACCCUAACGGUCCAUUAAUGAUGUAUGUUUCAAAGAUGGUACCGACAUCGGAUAAAGGACGUUUUUACGCUUUCGGGCGGGUCUUCUCUGGAAAGGUUGCAACCGGAAUGAAAGCAAGAAUUCAGGGACCAAAUUAUGUGCCCGGAAAGAAGGAAGAUUUGUAUGAGAAAACCAUUCAGCGUACAAUCCUGAUGAUGGGCCGUUAUGUGGAACCUAUCGAGGAUAUUCCAUCUGGUAACAUAGCCGGUCUUGUAGGCGUUGACCAGUAUCUUGUGAAAGGUGGUACGAUAACAACAUACAAAGAUGCCCAUAAUCUACGUGUAAUGAAAUUUUCGGUGUCACCUGUUGUGCGUGUUGCUGUGGAACCAAAGAAUGCUGGCGACUUGCCGAAACUGGUCGAAGGUCUGAAACGUCUAGCGAAAUCCGAUCCUAUGGUGCAAUGCAUAUUCGAAGAAUCGGGAGAGCAUAUUAUUGCUGGUGCCGGCGAACUUCAUUUGGAAAUUUGCUUGAAAGAUUUAGAAGAGGACCAUGCCUGUAUUCCAAUUAAAAAGUCUGAUCCAGUUGUUUCAUAUCGUGAGACUGUGACCGAAGAAUCAAACCAGCUGUGCCUUUCAAAAUCGCCUAACAAACAUAACCGUCUGUUCGCUAAGGCAGUGCCAAUGCCUGAUGGACUCGCUGAUGAUAUCGAUAAGGGUGAAAUUAAUGCCCGUGAUGAAAUGAAGGCACGUGCUAAAAUAUUGGCUGAAAAGUAUGAAUAUGAUGUCACUGAAGCAAGGAAAAUUUGGUGUUUCGGUCCGGAUGGUACUGGCGCAAAUAUUUUAGUUGAUGUCACGAAGGGUGUGCAGUAUUUAAAUGAAAUUAAGGAUUCAGUUGUCGCUGGAUUCCAGUGGGCUACGAAGGAAGGUGUCCUGUGUGACGAAAAUAUGAGAGGUGUUCGCUUCAAUAUACAUGAUGUAACGUUGCAUGCUGAUGCAAUUCAUAGAGGUGGUGGCCAAAUUAUUCCAACAGCUCGUCGUGUUUUUUAUGCAUCUGUAUUAACCGCUGAACCGCGUUUGUUGGAACCUGUUUAUCUUGUAGAAAUUCAGUGUCCGGAAAAUGCUGUAGGAGGUAUUUAUGGAGUCUUGAAUCGACGUCGUGGACAUGUAUUUGAAGAAUCACAAGUAGCUGGUACUCCUAUGUUCGUUGUUAAGGCGUAUUUGCCUGUUAAUGAGUCUUUCGGCUUUACGGCUGAUCUGCGUUCUAAUACGGGCGGCCAGGCAUUCCCUCAGUGUGUUUUUGAUCAUUGGCAAGUGCUACAGGGUAAUCCGCUGGAACCGAACACAAAGCCAGCUCAAAUUGUGGCCGAAAUUCGUAAGCGUAAAGGUCUAAAGGAACAAAUACCUGGCUUGGAUAAUUUCUUGGAUAAAAUGUAAUUCACUAUUUAAAAAUAAAUACGAUUGUUUUGUUCUCUUUCGUUUUUCUCUUCCCGUGAUUGCUUUUUCGCUUUUCAAUGAUCACUGUUAUGAAUCAGAUGUGUUCUGAUUUGAUUUUGCAAAGUGUUAGUGUUUUCUUUUCUCUUUUUCUUUUUUUUAUGUCACCGUCAUUGUUGUACCCUGAAGUUGCUCAUCCUUCAGUUUUAUUUUUUCCUGAAUUUUGCCACCUAAAGCGGAAUAAAUCAAACUCGUGGGAUUUUUCAGCAUUUAACAGCCUUUAUCCUCUCUAUUGGCACGGUCACGCACGAAUAUGUUGUAAAUGUUAGGUAUUUUUUCUUUUUAUAUUCUUGAUAAAGUAUGCAAGUUUAAGAAUUAAUGUGUAUUGCAUGAGUUUCAGGAAACUUUAUAAUAAAGUUUUUUGAGGAGUCUUCAUUUUCUCUUUUAGUAUAUUGGCAAUUAUUUGACGACACUCUUUAAUGUGGUUUGUUUUUCCCUUGUUUCUGUUAUUCUGCUUUUCAUCUUGUUGAAUAAAAUAAAGGCCUAUGUUGCUCUUCCCGUUG